UCUUUCUUUCUUAGUUUAUUUUUGGACGUUAAACUGAUCAGAAAUGUUUGGGAAAGUGACUAUAUUAAUUCUCGCAUUAGCGACUGUUGUUCAUGCUGAUAAUCGGUUCAUGUUUAUUUUUUACUUUAAUGGAGGAAUAGCUGAAUACACAACAUCAAACUUGCAAAUGAUCAUUGGACAUCCAUCAUUCGUACGAAAUGGAGAAACCGUAAUGUUCCAUUAUAACAAUGAUCAUUCAUUAACGACACCUGAAGUUCGUGAGAUCAUUCAAGCUUAUGAAGCAAAUUCCAACUAUAACUUUGUAGUUGUUCAUUAUCCAGAUAGCAGUGAAAUUGGAUCCUUGAGUGCUGGAGGACUUGGUGACUCAAUUGGAGAUGCAUUAAUUGCUCUCUUCAACAAUGGCUAUAAUUCAGGUUUCAUGAACUUGAUUGGAUUUUCUCUUGGAGCACAAAUCAUGGCUAGAGCAUCACGUAGAGUUCAAGAUCGUUCAAAUCGUAGACAUAUUAUUGGAAGAUUGACAGGUUUAGAUCCGUUUAAUUUAGGAGCCAUUAGUAGCGUAACUGUAGGACGAUUAAGCUCAGCAGAUGCUCAACUAGUUGAAAGUGUUCAUACUGAAGGUGAGCGUAUUGGUGACCAUGAGUCACAAGGACAUGUUGCAUUCUUCGUCAAUGGUGGCUUAACUCAACCAUUCUGUACUGAUGCAUUACCUGGAAAUCGAGCAGAUUGCAGUCACAUUUUUGCAUUAGCUGUUUGGGCCGAGUCUGUUAGAUCAUCAACUCCAAUCUUUCCAGCUUUAGAAUGUGCUACAUGGAGCCGUUAUCUUGGUGGUGAAUGUAAUCAGAAUAGUGUGACAAAUCUCGGAAGAGUGUCAAACAACAUUAUAUUGAGAGGAAGCUUCUUCUUGAGAACUAAUCACUUUUCGCCAUUUUCACGUAAUACGCCAUUCCCUUAAAAUAUUGAUUGCUUUUGUUGUACUUUGGACUAUGAAAAGGUAAUAAACAAAGUUCUUUCUGAGCUUUUAUUCGCAAUGC
Chironomus riparius is the source of this 1031-nucleotide messenger RNA. The record is from the annotation of a GenBank genome assembly. Lineage: Eukaryota; Metazoa; Arthropoda; Insecta; Diptera; Chironomidae.